UACAGACGCUAGGAAGUUUCAUUUCUUUGACAUGUCUCACAAGAUUUUCCUCAGCCUGUGGUUCUCAGCCCUUCUCUUGGGAACUGACAUUGAAGCAAAAGUGAAUGGCGUUCUGGGACAGUCUGUCACGUUCCAAGUGAAGUUCUCUCCACCAUUUGAUACAAUUUCCUGGACUAAAGUUGUCGGCAAUAAGUCUGAAAUUAUUGCUGUGGGGAGCUUUAAGGAGCCCUGUGACCUCCUGGUCCCCGACCCAGCCUAUCGACAGCGAGUGGACACCUCCGAGGACUGCAGAGAAUUACAUCUCCGCCACCUCAAGAAAGAGGAUGCUGGCAGAUUCACAGCAGGAAUUAUUCCACCAGGUGCAGAAAAGGUGGAUGAGUCCUUUGAUCUGCAAAUAUUUCGGCGCCUGCUGGAUUCUGAGAUGAAAGUGACCUGCGCUGAAGUUGGAAAUGGAACUUGGAAGCUGGAUUGCUCUACAGGGACUUGGGAAGAUGGGGUGAAAUUCAGUUGGCCCUCAGAUGUCCAAAGCAAGAAUCCCCCCCUUGGGAGUUCUGUGACCCUCACCUCCCACGAUCUCAAUCUCAAUGUCACCUGUGUGGCAGAAAACCCGGUUAGCAGGGCGUCCACAACAGUCUCUUUAGAGAAAGUUUGUGCUGAGGAGAAACCUGAGACGGAGGCCCCCCAAAUAAACGACAAACAACUUCCAAGCAAUCUAUGGAUCGUGGCAGUGAUUGUAGCUGUUGUCAUACUUCUGCUUGCCGUUGCUAUUCUCAUUCGUGUGCUGAUGAAGAAAGCUGCCAAGAGGAAUCAACAUAUCACAACGCGCUCAGACAUCGAAAAUUCACCUAGGAGUGAUUCCACCUUAAUAGGAAACCAGCCCAAGGAAACCAGGAGGAAGACAAAUCAGCCAGCUAGAACAGCAGCAAAGAACAUCCAGGAGAUGCCCCACACCGUUUAUGCUGCGGUGCAGCAUCCCAAACAGAAUCCUUUGCAAACAGACGAUGAGAAGAUACAGAAGGGACGGCGCAGCCACCAAAACCAGGGAGAGAAAACAAUUUAUUCGGAGAUCACCAAGGCUCAGGAGAGUGAAGACCCAAACAGCUGCAAGACCAUCUAUGAAACAGUGCAAAGUCCUCCUUCCAUCAAAUCCUCUGGCCCGUGAGCCUUUGUUUAACACACACACACACACACACCGUCUGCAAAGCCAGCAAGAGAUGCGCUCCCCACCACCAGAGCUAGGAAAUGCCUGAGCUCCUUCUCCCAAAGGCAGCCUGGAACACCUGCAGAAGAGAGAGAGAGAGAGAGAAGUGGAGAAGACAAGUCAUGGUCAUUCUAGGAUCGCCACCAACUUUCCCUCCUGGACUUCUUGGAGAGUGGGUUGGGACAACUCACCACAGCCGACUCGCUGCAGGACAACUCGCCACAGGACAAUUCAACAGAUACAAAGUCAAAUUAAUUUUGACGGAGGUACGGCUAAUAAUAAUAAAACAGUCCGUCCAGACAAAGGGGUCAUUAAACAAAACAGAAGAGUCAGUCCAGAAAAAAAGAAGAGUUACAAGAAUUUCAUCGAAAACGUGGUCACCAAUGAUAAAAGUAACGGAAUGAAAUGAUCAAUACAGUGUUGAAUUGUCCCACGGUGACUUGGCCGUGGUGAGUUGUCCUAGACCAGUGGUGGCUAACCUUUUUGGGCUCCUAUGCCAAAAAUUGUGUGUGCGCUUGCAUGCGUGCUUGUGUGCAGCAACCAGAAGUCAAUGUGCACAUCCCCCAUGCCUCCUGCAUAUACGCGCACAAUUCCCGCCGGCCCCUUAC
Messenger RNA from Notechis scutatus (mainland tiger snake), 1809 nucleotides. Its product is annotated as SLAM family member 5-like. The record is from RefSeq and is a predicted model, not a curated record. Gene Ontology annotation, cellular component: membrane; external side of plasma membrane. Gene Ontology annotation, biological process: T cell activation. Lineage: Eukaryota; Metazoa; Chordata; Lepidosauria; Squamata; Elapidae.